Molecule: messenger RNA, 3412 nt
Organism: Camellia sinensis
Lineage: Eukaryota; Viridiplantae; Streptophyta; Magnoliopsida; Ericales; Theaceae
Product: Armadillo/beta-catenin-like repeat family protein
Biological process (GO): protein ubiquitination
Molecular function (GO): protein binding; ubiquitin-protein transferase activity
Source: RefSeq, a predicted model, not a curated record
CCACCUGGACCCGACCAAGUCCACGUCUUGCAUAGGUUUCUUCGUCUAUCGAAAUUUCAACCUCAAGAGUUCCCACCCGAAAUAAUGUUUUAGUUUUUGUCUUAUAGAGCGAGCAGCAACAGAGACUUUGCAAGGUUGGGUUAAAAAUCAGGGACACUCAUGUCAAGCAACGGCUCCGAUUGGACGUCGCUCAAGGAAGACAGGACUCCAAUCACAAGUCGUGCAGUAUCCUUGGUGGUGUCUAUCUCAGAGAUCACAGCAGCAAUGGCAUGCAUAGAAGUAGAAAAGAAUAACUUCAUUGAAAUUGGAAGCUAUCUUUACCGGGCUUCUGCAGCUGUCAUGGAGUUGCAGACAACAGAGAACUCGUCAACAAUCACAGCAAAGAUUUUACAGUCUCUAUCCAAAAGCAUUGGUUUGGCCAAAGAAAUUGUUGGAAAAUGCCAAAAGGGUGCCCACAAAAGUCUGAAUUUCGAAGUAAGAAGCGCUAUAGAACAGCUUGAAGGGGUCAUAAAACACAUAGGGGAAGACCUGAGUUCAAUACCAUCAUCAACAUUCGCAGACCAAGAAUACAUUGAAAUUGCAGUUCGCUCUCUUUCAAAGGAAAUGAAAAGUGUUCACUUUGAAGUAACACAGAUUCAACUACCAGAGAAGAAAGAACUUCAACCCUUCAUAGCAAGGAAAGAACAAGCACCGAUAGAAACAGACCUCUACGCUAUUGACGUUGAACUUUCCAUGGAGAGUACUCAGUCAUCGGACAUACCAUAUCUCCAUCCGGUUGAAUCUCUUGAAAGCAUAAUUAGGAGCGGCCAAACGAGGGAUAUGAACAGCAGCUCUGGAUCCUCGACAACUUUGCCACAUGUAGAGUACAUGGAACCUCUGUAUGACACUUUCUUCUGUCCAUUGACAAAAAAGAUUAUGGAUGAUCCAGUCACCAUAGACAGCGGAGUAACCUAUGAGAGGAAGGCAAUUACCGAGUGGUUUGGAAAUUCUAAAAACAAGGAGCAUAUUAUCUGCCCAAAAACAGGGAAGAAGCUAGUGAGUAGAGUUUUGAGCACCAAUAUGGCUUUGAAGGCAACAAUAGAUGAAUGGAAAGAAAGAAAUGAAGCAUCAAGAAUCAAGGUUGCCCGGGCAGCCCUGUCACUGGCCAGUACAGACAGUAUGGUCUUGGAAGCACUUCAAGAUUUACAGAGUAUCUGCCAUGGGAAUUAUACCAAUAAAAUACAGAUUCUCAGCAUUGGAAUGUUACCAUUGGUUGCUAAAUUCCUGGAGUAUAAAGACAGAAAUGUGAGAUGUGCAACACUGAAAUUAUUGCUUCAACUGGCUGAGGAUGACGAUGAGGGCAAGGAAAUGGUAGCCAUGACAGUUAACAUGUCAAUCAUAGUCAAGAUGCUGUCAAGUAAUCACCAACCCAUAAGGCACGCGUCACUGCUACUCUUGCUUGAGCUGUCAAAAUCUCAAUCCUCGUGUCAGGAAAUCGGAUCUGUUCCUGGAGGAAUUCUUAUGCUAAUAACAAUCAAAUACAAACGGUCCUCUGAUACCUUCGCUUCAGAAAAAGCAGACAAAAUCUUAAGGAACUUGGAGCGGUCUCCAGAUAACAUCAAGCAAAUGGCAGAAAAUGGACACUUGGAACCACUUCUAAAUCAACUUAUUGAAGGUACUGAAGAGAUGAAGCUGGAGAUGGCAAGCAACCUUGGGGAAAUUGUACUUGGACAUGACAGCAAAACCCAAGUGGCAGAGAGGGCUUCUCCUGCUCUCGUCAAGAAUGGGUGCACAGUGGAAACUCUCUGAUCAGGCAAUGCCGCAUUUAGCUCUAAAGCAAAUACUGUUUACCACCCAAACAGCAAAGUACUUGUUGAAGCUGGAAUAGUAAGAAUGAUUGUUGAAGAGAUGUUCACACGGACAAUCUACAAUGAACCCAUGAACUCAAAGAAAGAAGCCGCUGCAAUACUUGCAAAUAUACUCGAGUCCGGGAUAGAGCUAGAGGCCCUUCAAGUGAACUCCCGUGGCCACACAGUGGAUUCAGAUUACAUCUUGUACAACAUCAUCCACUUACUCAAGAAUUCAACCCCAGAUGAACUCAACAUCGACCUUAUUAGAGUCCUCUUAUGCUUGACAAAGUUUCCAAAAUCAUCAGCUACAAUUGUGUCUGUGGUAAAAGAGGCCGAAGCAAGCUACAACCUGAUUGAACUAAUCAAUAACCCGAAUGAGGAACUUGGGGUUGCAGCAAUUAAACUGCUCAUCACACUCUCACCGUACAUGGGUCAUACCUUAGUAGACAGACUAUGCAAAACUAGAGGUCAACCUGAGAGCCUAAUCCAAAGUCCAACUGAAACAACCCGAAUCACAGAGAAGCAUGCAGUUUCAGCAAAUUUCCUUGCAAAGCUCCCUCACCAAAACAUUACACUCAACCUAGCUCUCCUUAACAAGAAUACAGUCACCACAGUCCUGCAGACAAUCAAUCAAAUCCAAAGAAGCGGCACAAGAACAAGCAGGUAUGCAAGUGCUUACUUAGAAGGCCUAGUGGGUAUUCUUGUCAGAUUCACAACCACACUAUAUGACCACCAGAUACUGUUUCUUGUGACAACCAACAACUUCACUUCAGUAUUCACGGAAUUGCUUAUGAAAACAUCAACUGAUGAAGUUCAGAGGUUAUCAGCAAUUGGGUUGGAAAAUCUCUCAACACAAUCAGUUAACCUAUCAAAACCACUAGAAGUGAAGAAACCCAAGUACAAAAGAUUGCUCUUUUUAUCAAAAUGUGCAUUUUUAAAAUCAUCAAAGCACAAAAACAUACUGGUAUGCCCAGUUCACAGAGGGGUUUGUUCUUCAAAAGAUACCUUUUGUUUGCUUGAAGCCAAGGCAGUUGAGAGGCUGUUGGGCUGUUUGGAGCAUGAGAAAGUUGAGGUGGUUGAGGCUGCCUUGUCAGCUAUAUGUACAUUGUUGGAUGAUAAGGUUGAUGUGGACAAGAGUGUAACAAUACUGAGUGGAGUAAAUACCAUUCAGCAUGUGUUGAAUGUGGUGAGGGAUCACAAAGAAGAAAGUCUGUGGAAGAAAUCAUUUUGGGUGAUUGAAAGGUUCUUGAUGAAGGGUGGGGAAAGUUCUGUUUCAGAUAUAUCACAAGAUAGGUUACUUCCUGCUACAUUGAUCAGUGCUUUCCAUCAUGGAGAUAGGAAUACUAGGCAGAUGGCUGAGAAUAUCUUGAGGUAUUUGAAUAAGAUGCCCAAUUUCACUACCAACUUCACCAUGUGAAGUCUCUCAUGCAUCUAUGACACUGAUUGUGAACAUGUAUAUGUUAGGUAAUGUGGAUUAUGCAAUCAUGAUAAGUGGAAAGCAUAUUUUAUGCUGACUUGCCAGUAUUGUCUGAGAAAUUUUGAUGUUUGACCUUGAUCAUUAAAAAAUUGUUCUUUGGGUUACA